Coregonus clupeaformis (lake whitefish) is the source of this 3635-nucleotide messenger RNA. RefSeq names its product vacuolar protein sorting-associated protein 53 homolog. The coding region runs from base 42 to 2537 and encodes 831 amino acids. Lineage: Eukaryota; Metazoa; Chordata; Actinopteri; Salmoniformes; Salmonidae. Gene Ontology annotation, cellular component: GARP complex. The record is from RefSeq and is a predicted model, not a curated record. Gene Ontology annotation, biological process: retrograde transport, endosome to Golgi. The transcript is spliced from 22 exons.
UGGCUCUGCUUUCUGCGGUAGCUAGCUAACGUUAGCUGUUCAUGAUGAUGGAGGAGGAAGAAUUGGAAUUUGCGGAGGAUUUGGAGGCUAUUUUGCACCUUACUCCAGAGGUGCAGUUGGCCAUCGAGCAGGUUUUCCCCAGUCAAGACCCAUUGGACAGAGCAGAUUUUAAUGCUGUGGAAUACAUCAAUACAUUGUUUCCCACUGAGCAGUCACUGGCUAAUAUAGAUGAUGUGGUCAACAAGAUCCGUCUGAAGAUUCGUCGUCUGGAUGACAACAUCAGGACGGUGGUGAGAGGCCAGACCAACGUGGGCCAGGAUGGCAGACAGGCACUGGAGGAGGCUCAGGUAGCCAUCGGCCAGCUCUUCGGCAAAAUCAAAGAGAUUAAGGACAAGGCUGAGAAAUCUGAGCAAAUGGUCAAGGAGAUAACGCGGGACAUCAAACAGCUGGACCAUGCUAAGCGUCACCUGACCACCUCCAUCACCACCCUCAACCACCUGCACAUGCUGGCCGGGGGCGUGGACUCUCUAGAGGCCAUGACGAGGAAGAGGCAGUAUGGAGAGGUGGCUAACCUGCUACAGGGGGUGGUCAACGUGCUGGAACACUUCCACAAAUACAUGGGCAUCCCUCAGAUCAGACAGCUCUCAGAGAGGGUGAAAGCGGCCCAAAGCGAGCUGGGGACUCAGAUCCUGGCAGACUUUGAAGAGGCCUUCCCCGCUCAGGGGUCAAAGAGAGCAGGGGGACCCAGUAAUGUUCUGAGGGAUGCCUGUCUGGUGGCCAACGUCUUGGACCCCCGCAUCAAACAGGAGAUCAUCAAGAAGUUCAUCAGACAGCACCUCUCUGAGUACAUGGUGCUGUUCCAGGAGAACCAAGAUGUAGCUUGGCUGGAUAAGAUUGACCGGCGCUAUGCCUGGAUUAAGCGUCAGCUGGUGGACUAUGAGGAGAAGUACGGACGCAUGUUCCCUGAAGAGUGGUGUAUGACCGAACGCAUCACUGUGGAGUUCUGCCACAUCACCAGGACGGAGCUGGCCAAAGUGAUGCGGACGCGGGCCAAAGAGAUUGAGGUCAAGCUGCUUCUGUUUGCCAUUCAGAGGACCACCAACUUCGAGGGGCUGCUCGCCAAGCGCUUCUCUGGGUGCACCCUCACCGACGGGCCCGGGGUGAAGAAGCCUGAGACACCACUGGAGUCCACCAACCCUUUCCUGGAGGACGAGGUUGGAGAGGAUGGGUCAGAGAUGGACGAGGGUCUGGAUAGGCUCAAGAAGCCCAAGGCUCCUGACAACCCAUUCCAUGGCAUCAUUUCCAAGUGCUUCGAGCCUCACCUCUAUGUCUACAUCGAGUCUCAGGACAAGAACCUGGGGGAGAUGAUUGACCGUUUCGUGUCAGACUUCCGGGCGCAGGGCCCCCCCAAGGCGGGCACGGAGGACGGUGGAGCGGUGCUGCCCAGCUGUGCUGACCUGUUUGUCUACUAUAAGAAGUGCAUGGUGCAGUGCUCUCAGCUUAGCACAGGGGAACCUAUGAUCGCCCUCACCACCAUCUUCCAGAAGUACCUCAGAGAGUAUGCCUGGAAGAUACUGUCUGGAAACCUGCCCAAGACUAGCAGUAAUAGUGGAGGACUGACCAUCAAGAGUCUGCUGCAGGAGAAGGAGGGUUCAGAGGCUGCGAAGUUCACUGUAGAGGAGCUGUGUCUCAUCUGUAGCAUCCUCAGUACUGCAGAGUACUGUCUGGCCACCACACAGCAGUUGGAGGAGAAGCUGAAGGAGAAGGUGGAUAAGACCCUGGUGGAGAGAAUCAACCUGACUGGAGAGAUGGACACCUUCAGCAAUGUGAUCUCCAACAGUAUCCAGUUGCUUGUUCAGGACCUGGACACUGCCUGUGACCCUGCUCUCACUGCCAUGAGCAAGAUGCCAUGGCAGAGUGUAGAGCAUGUAGGUGACCAGAGUCCAUACGUGACGUCAGUCAUCAUGCACAUCAAACAGAAUGUCCCCAUCAUCAGAGAUAACCUGGCCUCCACACGAAAAUACUUCACCCAGUUCUGCAUCAAGUUCACCAACUCUUUCAUUCCUAAAUUCAUCAACCACUUGUUCAGGUGUAAGCCUAUCAGCAUGGUGGGGGCUGAACAGCUCCUCCUGGACACCCACUCCCUGAAGACGGUGUUGUUGGAUCUGCCUUCUAUAGGGUCUCAGGUGGUCCGCAAGGCCCCAGCCAGCUACACCAAGAUAGUCGUGAAGGGGAUGACCCGCGCUGAGAUGAUCCUCAAGGUGGUAAUGGCCCCCCAUGAACCCUCCGUGGUGUUUGUGGAUAACUACAUCAAGCUCCUCGCUGACGGGAACCCAGAGACCUUCCAGAAAACUCUGGAUAUGAAGGGGUUGAAGCGCAGUGAGCAGAGCAGCAUGUUGGAGCUCUUCAGACAGAGGUUACCCACUCCACCCUCAGGGGCCGACGGAGGCCCCUCCCUCUCCUUCAGCACCCCCACCCCCGAGCAGGAGAACUCGCGCAUACGCAGACUGGAGAAGCUCAUCAAGAAGAGACUCUGAGCGUACACACACACACACACACACUUGUACUCACACACAUCACCAUAACACACACAAAUUAUUCCAGUAAUUUAUCUCAAAUACUUUUUCCUGCUCUGUUUAAUCAUUACAGAGAAUUGCAGGCAGAGUAAAGACAUGAUUGUCUCAUUUUUGGUAGGAGCAUUAAUAUGAACCUCAUGAUUUCAAAGUCAACUGUCUGAUUAUGAAGAAAUGUCCUCAGCUGCAGUAAGCUGUUGGCAUGUACGACUCAUUUACUGCUGUAUUUCAUUUCUGCUUCUCUUUUUAUGACACUAAAUACCCAAGCUUUGUAAAUGUCGUUAAAUGUAGACUACUAUAUCAUACACACUCAAUGCAUUUUAGCAAAAUGUGUUUGCACUUAAAAAGACAAAAUCAAGAGCUACUAAUUAAAAACGGCUUUAGGAGCAAUUUGCUGCCGCUUUGGCACCUAUCCUCCCAGACUGAGAACAAGAAACUUUAAUGUAAUUGAAGCUAACGUUUUCAGAAUGUUCUCCUGUUUUCAGAAUGUUCUCCUAGUGUUUUCAGAAUGUUAUUGUUCUCCAGUCCGGUGUCUUUUAGUGUAUUUCUCUUGGUUCCCUGUUCAAGGAGAGGAUGCAGUUAGUCAGGAGUUUGGGUAUAUUUCCAGUGUCCCUUCACAACGGGAACACCCUCGGGUGGAUGGACCGCAUCCCACCAUGCAUUGCUGUUUCCAGGUUCAGUGGUUAAGCCCCCAGGUUUGGGACAGAGAGGAUCUUGGGAUUUCCUGUCUCCUCAAUUAGACAUGAGACAGUCUCUGUGCUUUUUGAAAUUCCCCCAAGGUUGGCCUGGAAAUGAGAACCAGUCCAAGCCUUUUAACUCUGACCCUCCACCAGGAAGUGUGUGUGUGUGUGUUCGCGAGAGAUGUUAAGCGUGUUCAUUUAUUUAACCUCUAUUGCCCUAUUUAAUUACCUGCUGUAGAGCCCUCUGAGCAUUUUAUGUCAGUCUGAAUAGAUUGUAGAUUUGAUGACAGUGAGGGAGAGUCACAGUACUUUAUAACAAAGGAACUCAUGUGUUCACUGUUGUAUAAGGAUAUAUUGUACAAAAUUAUAUUGUCUAAACCUU